GUUGUGUUGUGAAGUGCACGUCGACGUCGUGGAUGCUGUGUUACAUGUGUAUCUGUUGUAUAUGCUAUUUACACGUGGAAUCCCGCAGUUGUUUUGAUCCUGGGAGUUUUAUAGAAUAUGCCACUAGUAAGAAGUUCUCAAGAUUUCGUCCCAUGAGAAACUAAACCACUGCCCUCAACCACAGCGCUGAAGAUGAAUCGAACUAAGGUCCUCAAGGGGAUGAGUUCGAGCAUGCGCCGUUCAGAGUAUGACGACGCUCUCCUACAGAAUAACGCUCGCUUCGAUAACAGGCUAAACCGCGACAUACGUCAGGUGGAGAAGGCCAAGAAGGUCAUCUCCAGGGGAUACGAGAAGGAAAGUCAGUGGCUGAAGCAGAAACUGGCCGCGUCUCCAGCCUACACCAGCAGACGAGGGACUUUCCCUUUUGUUACCAGUCUAAGCGCCAGAGGUCACGGGGUCAACAGGUCUGCGCCAUUUUCAAGACUGGUACCCGAUUGGGAUCGCGCACCACCCACAACAACAACAGCAAGUCCACACAACAACCAUCAUCACCAUGGCAUCGACGUUUUAGACGAAUCAAAAUCUCCAAGAGAAAAGAAUGAAACGUCAAAGACGCCUGCUCUGACCAAUGGACACUUAGAUCACAAACCUCCGGAAAUACGUCUGCCAGAGAAUGCCGAAGAGUGCUCGGAAACGAGCGAAGACAACGAGGCAGAGACGAAGGUGCUGAAACCGAGGAGACACAAAGUUCCCGACCAUUUCUGGGAGAACCUGAGUGCUCCGAAACACAAGUCGAACGUGCGGGUCGUGCGCGACAGACUGGAAGACGAGUUCAAACAGACUAGCACCAAGUCUAGUGUACACAAAUCAAAGAGUUCGCCAGCUAUGUCAGCAGUUACGAAGAGCAAAUCAGCUCGGAAGUAAAAGUGUGUUUGCGCAAUAAUAAAAAAAAGAAAAGAAAAGAAACUAAAAUAAAUAUAAAUGAUUUGGUGCAUAAAACCAUCGUCAUUGCCAAGGCUGAGAAACCUUCUGAGCUUGGAGUCUUUGAGACCGCUGGUCAUCAGAAAUGUCCCCCCCCCCCCCCCCACACACACACAGUUGACCUUUAUGACCUGCACGUGACCUAGUGAAUAUACGUGACGUAUCGGUGUGGAUUUCGGCUAAUAUAUGUUGUAUGUUACUGGCUGAAUAUUAUAAUCCUACUAUGAAACAAUGUUGUCCAAAACAAAGAGUCAUAAUCCUACUAUGAAACAGUGUUGUCCAAAAGAAAGUAUUAUAAUCCUACUAUGAAUUUUUUUUGUUUAGAAUCAGGCAUCAUAAUCCUACUAUGAAACAAUGUUGUUUAGAAUCAAGUAUCAUAAUCCUACUAUGAAACAAUGUUGUUUAGAAUCAGGCAUCAUAAUCCUACUAUGAAACAAUGUUGUUUAGAAUCAGGCAUCAUAAUCCUACUAUGAAACAAUGUUGUUUAGAAUCAGGCAUCAUAAUCCUACUAUGAAACAAUGUUGUUUAGAAUCAGGCAUCAUAAUCCUACUAUGAAACAAUGUUGUUUAGAAUCAAGCAUCAUAAUCCUACUAUGAAACAAUGUUGUUUAAAAUCAAGUAUCAUAAUUCUACUAUGAAACAAUGUUUUAUAAACCCAUAUAUCAUAAUCCUUCUAUAAACCAAUGUUGUCCAGAAUCAUGCAUCAUAAUCCUAGUGUAAAACAAUGUUGUCCAAAACCAAGCAUCAUAUCCUAUUAUGAAAAUAUAUAAUUUAAACUCGAGCUUAAUAAUCCUACUAUGAAAUAAUGUUCUCCAAAGCCAAGUAUCAUAAUCCUACUAUGAAACAAUGUUGUCCAAUACCAAACAUCAUAAUCCUACUGUGAAACAAUGUUUAGAACCAAACAUCAUAAUCCUACUGUAAAACAAUGUUGUCCAAUACCAAACAUCAUAAUCCUACUGUGAAACAAUGUUGUCCAAUACCAAACAUCAUAAUCCUACUAUAAAACAAUGUUGUCCAAUACCAAACAUCAUAAUCCUACUAUAAAACAAUGUUGUCCAAUACCAAACAUCAUAAUCCUACUAUGAAACAAUGUUGUCCAAUACCAAACAUCAUAAUUCUACUGUGAAACAAUGUUGUCCAAUACCAAACAUCAUAAUUCUACUGUGAAACAAUGUUGUCCAAUACCAAACAUCAUAAUCCUACUAUGAAACAAUGUUGUCCAAUACCAAACAUCAUAAUCCUACUAUGAAACAAUGUUGUCCAAUACCAAACAUCAUAAUCCUACUAUGAAACAAUGUUGUCCAAUACCAAACAUCAUAAUCCUACUAUGAAACAAUGUUAUCCAAUACCAAACAUCAUAAUCCUACUAUGAAACAAUGUUGUUCAAUACCAAACAUCAUAAUUCUACGGUGAAACAAUGUUGUCCAAUACCAAACAUCAUAAUCCUACUAUGAAACAAUGUUGUCCAAUACCAAACAUCAUAAUCCUACUAUGAAACAAUGUUGUCCAAUACCAAACAUCAUAAUCCUACUAUGAAACAAUGUUGUCCAAUACCAAACAUCAUAAUCCUACUGUGAAACAAUGUUGUCCAAUACCAAACAUAAUCUUAUUAUGAAACAAUGUUGUUAAGACUCGAGCUUAAUAAUCCUACUAUGAAAUAAUGUGUUCCAAACCCAUGUAUAUACAAUCCUACUAUGAAACAAUGUUUUCCAGAACAAAACCUAAUAUUAUUUUUUCAUAAUCAGGAUUUCUGAACACGGAAUCUUAUUUUUAUUUAUGUAUUUGUGUAAAAUGUGUUUGAUCAUAAUAAUUAAAUCUAAUACUGUACUCCGAACCAUAGACAGACGGUUAUAGCUCUGUUGGUGUCGGUAUCCUGAUUUUAUGUGAGAAUACUGCUAGAGGACCCUCGAGAUCCAGAUAUGUUAAAAUCGGUUACACGUCCAGUGUCUACUGACAAACGGUAUGCAACGUUGUAAUAUGCAAACAUUUUAAACCAGAGACACCCUUUUCAUCCGUCCACUUACUAAAUAACCGUCCAUAUGAACUGAAAGAUAGCACUUACAAAAAUACAGCAGUAUUCAGGGGCGUGUGAAGGAAGUUUAGUAGGGAAAGGGGGUCUAGACUGUGGCGACCGACAUUUAUAGGGGCAGGGGGUCGAAUCGUGUAUUCACGGAAAAUAUAUUAAGAAAAACGAAAAUUCACUUAAGCAGGAAGAGGUUUCAACCUCCGAACCCCCCACCCCCUCACACGCGCCUGUUAUUUUUUUAUAUUUCUGGACAUUAAAAAUAAUAAGGACCUAACAAAUAUUGAGAUUCAAAUCAUUCGGGUCUCCUCGACUGCUUAUACGAAUCAUACCACGGACGUACGAUUGUUACCGAUAUGUUGGAUACAUGUUCUGCUGCCAAGCAAUACUAAAUUACAAAAACACACGACUACCAUACUCCUUAGAUGAAUAAUGUUAUAAAAAGUUAGAAUGUUUGUAUUUGUGUUUAUUUUAAAAUCCGAUAAUAUAACCAAUAUGAGUUAUUACUAUGAACAACACUAACUUUUUAAAGAUGCCAGUUGUAUUUCUAGUACAUAAAUAUAAGUGGCAGUCAUCCUACGCACAAAGUGGGGAAAAUAAAAUAAGUUUGUUUUGUUUAACGACAACACUAGAGCACAAUGAU
Gigantopelta aegis is the source of this 3646-nucleotide messenger RNA. RefSeq lists its product as uncharacterized. The transcript is spliced from 2 exons. The record is from RefSeq and is a predicted model, not a curated record. Lineage: Eukaryota; Metazoa; Mollusca; Gastropoda; Neomphalida; Peltospiridae. Bases 193 to 924 code for a protein of 243 amino acids.